Molecule: messenger RNA, 1512 nt
Organism: Talaromyces atroroseus
Lineage: Eukaryota; Fungi; Ascomycota; Eurotiomycetes; Eurotiales; Trichocomaceae
Exons: 4
Coding region: 1-1512 (503 amino acids)
Biological process (GO): secondary metabolic process
Molecular function (GO): CoA-ligase activity
Source: RefSeq, a predicted model, not a curated record
AUGGUAUUCAAGGCAGACAGACAGGUAGAAAUUCCGGCGAAAGACGUUCUCUCUUAUAUUUUUGACAACCCUAGUUAUGAUCAAAACAAACCAAUUCUGUACUGCAUGCUUGUACUAGCCAUUAUCGGUGUUGGAGGCGUUUUUACUGGCACCAACCCGUCAUAUACAUCGGCGGAGAUUGCGCAUCAUAUCAAGGCGUCAAAGACCAAAUAUGUGAUUUCCGAACCUGAAAUCCUCGAUCCAGUCAUUAUAACAGCUAAAGAGAACAAUAUCCCACGGCAAAACAUUUGGAUAUUUGAUCCUAUUGGGCAACCCAUUCCGCCUGGCUGGCGGUCGUGGAGGGAACUGCUCAAUUUCGGAGAAGAUGACUGGAUUCGUUUCAAUGAUAUUGACACAAGCAGGAAGACUACCGCAGCUAGACUCUUCAGCAGUGGCACGACAGGCUUGCCCAAGGGGGCAAAUAUUACUCACUGUAAUUUCAUUUCACAGCAACAACUUACAAUAUUUGCGCAUCCAAGACCAUAUCCUAUAUCUCGAGUGGUUGCAUUGCCCAUAUUCCAUGCUGCUGCUGCUCCAUCGACACAUGUUGGUGCUCUUGCAGGGGGCGAGGUCAUUUACAUGAUGCGCCGAUUUGAGCUACAGCUAUUCCUACGCACAGUAGAGAAGUACGGUACUACUGAAAUGCCCACUGUGCCACCGAUCGUUUUGGCGAUUGUAAAGUCACCUUACUCUCGGACACGGCCGUUUCUUAAAAGCGUCAGAAGCGUCACCUGUGGCGCUGCCCCGUUGGAUAAGAGCCUUCAAGCCAGACUGUCAGAAUUGUUGAAGGAUAAUGCGACAUUUAAUCAAGUCUGGGGAAUGACAGAGACUUCGUGCAUUGCCACUAUGUUUCCUUGUGGUGAACAAGAUCAUACAGGCUCCGUGGGAAGAUUGGUCCCAAAUCUUGAAGUAAAACUCAUCGAUGACAAUGGGAAUGACAUUUCAGCCUUCGGGGUGCAUGGAGAAAUCUGCGUUCGAGGACCAACAGUAACGCCAGGGUAUUUCGAGAGCCCACAAGCCAACACUGACAGUUUCGAUAGCGAUGGCUACUUCAAAACCGGGGAUAUAGGAUACUGCGAUGAAGCUACGCGUAAAUGGUACAUUGUCGAUCGCAAGAAGGAGCUCAUCAAGGUGCGCGGUUUCCAAGUCGCACCCCCAGAGCUUGAAGCCGUUCUCCUUUCCCAUCCUCAGAUUGUUGAUGCCGCGGUCAUUGGAAUCUCCCUUCCUGGGGGCGAUGGAGAGUCACCUCGUGCCUAUGUUGUUCGACAGCCAGGCUCUGCGGGAGCCAGGUUGACCGAGGAGGAAGUGAAGGACUACCUGAAGAGCAGACUCGCUAGUUAUAAAGCCCUAACUGGGGGAGUGAAGUUUGUUGACAACAUCGCAAAGAAUGCUAGUGGGAAGAUUUUGAAAAGGAUGUUGAGAGAACAGAGCAAGAGGGAACUUGAAUCUGAAAUCCUCAAGCCUAAACUUUGA